AUGUACAUUGUAGGCCAUACCACAAAUAUUUUGUUCCCAGCUCUCUUUUUUGCUGUUACUCUAAAACUGUUUAAUGAACAGUUAGAUGGUUUAGAAACCACCAUUCUUUUCAUAAGUUUCCAUGAAGCUGUAGGGGAGACCAUAGCGUUAUCAGUUUCAUCUCCUCGCCACCUCCAAACCCUGGGUUUGAUUCAGCGCUCAGUUGAUGAUACAGCUCAUGACAUCAACUAUCUGUUCACUCAGGCUAUGGAUAAGCUAGCAUUUCUGCCAUUUGCCUUAGUCAUGGAUAAAUGGCGAUGGGAUGUCUUCAAUGGAGAUAUUAGGAAGGAGCAGUACAAUUGUCAUUGGUGGAGACUUAGGGAGCAGUAUGAAGGUAUCAAACCUCCAGUGCUGAGAUCCGAGCUGGACUUCGAUCCUGGUUCCAAGUACCACAUUCCUGCCAACAUACCCUACAUAAGGUUAGUUAAU
Brenthis ino (lesser marbled fritillary) is the source of this 468-nucleotide messenger RNA. Lineage: Eukaryota; Metazoa; Arthropoda; Insecta; Lepidoptera; Nymphalidae. The record is from the annotation of a GenBank genome assembly.